Messenger RNA from Sordaria macrospora k-hell, 1527 nucleotides. The record is from RefSeq and is a predicted model, not a curated record. Lineage: Eukaryota; Fungi; Ascomycota; Sordariomycetes; Sordariales; Sordariaceae.
AUGGCUCAAAAACCCCAACAUGUGAUUCCCUCAGAGGAGCAGACAAACUCUGCGAGUCGCACCUUAUCCGCCAAGGAGAAGGAGGGCGCGGCAACCGCAAGUGCAAAUGCAAACUCGACCAAGCAGUCAGCCACCACUCCCGCAUCAACCUCCCCCGGUACAUCUACUUCAUCUGCUGCUUUAUCUAACGUCCUCCCACGGGUCUCUGAUUCCUCCCCUCUUCCCCCAACUAAUUCUGAACCUCCCGCGGACGUCUCCAUGGGCAAGUCAACGAAUACAAGCACACAAGCCGCCGCCGCCGUCGCCGCCGCCAAAGAUGGCAGCACGGCGGCCAACCCCUAUGGAACGCGUUCACGAAACCGCACAGGCAAUUCUCGCAUCAACUACGCAGAGGAUCGGGAUCUUGACAUGGACAUUUUCGAAUUGUAUCCGGAUCGUCGAGAAGGAGGUGAGGCCAAAAAGGGUUCCUCUAAGCAAGGCCAAGCAUCAACAUCAGCAACAACGCAAGCGGCAACACCAUCGUCAUCAUCGCCGACAAAUGGUGCAUCUCAGCCAACCCCACGUUCUGCGGUAAAUGGGACAUCAGCAUCAACCGCCGCCACUUCCACCUCAACGUCGGCCUCACGGAAACCGCUUCCCACAAUCGACGAUACUCGUAAGGGCCACUCUUCAAACGGCACCAAAGAUCAGCAGUCUCGUCAGCCCUCAACCUCGCCGGCCGCAAACGGGGCUCCUACCACCACUACCAAUGGCCCCACAAAGUCCAAGAAGCGAAAAGCAGAUCCUGCAGCAAAUGCUUCCAGCAGUCAGACCCCAACCAGUGCAGCAGUAAACUCUUCGGCAUCGCACAACAAGCGGGCCAAGACCAAUUCGCACGACAACAAUGGAAACAGCAAGACACCGACAAAUGGGCUCGCGAGCGACCUGGGCACGGCUAAAGGCUAUGGCGAGACCAAUCUCCUCACUUUUGAAAAGACCAAGGCGAUGCCCAAAGACGGCAAGAUGGUGGCUGAUGACGGCACUGUUCUUGAGGUGAACGAUCACGUUUACCUGGUCUGUGAGCCGCCCGGGGAGCCUUACUACCUGGGCCGCAUCAUGGAGUUUUUGCACACCAAAAACGACCCAGCAAAGCCAGUGGACGCGUUGCGCGUGAACUGGUACUACCGGCCAAAAGACAUUGGUCGAAGAGUGCAAGAUACGCGAAUGGUUUUCGCCACGAUGCACUCGGACAUUAGUCCUUUGACGGCCCUGCGCGGCAAGUGCCAGAUUCGGCACAAGACGGAAAUCCCAGACCUGGCCGCGUAUAAGAGUUCGCGCGACUGUUUCUGGUUUGAAAAGCUGUACGAUCGGUACAUUCAGAAGAACUACGAGGUGAUUCCGACCAAACAGAUCAUCAACGUGCCCGAGCAUGUCAAGAAGGUGCUGGACGAGAGGUGGAAAUACAUUUUGGUGGAGCAAGGCCGAGGCAAGGAACUGACCAGUGCGGUCAAGACUUGCAAGCGGUGCGUCGGCUACUGCGCCAGGUAA